This is a messenger RNA of Astrephomene gubernaculifera, 358 nucleotides long. The record is from the annotation of a GenBank genome assembly. Lineage: Eukaryota; Viridiplantae; Chlorophyta; Chlorophyceae; Chlamydomonadales; Astrephomenaceae.
GUGCGGGUGCGGUGGUGUGGCUGCUGCACCCCGCCCUCAUCGCCGUGUUCACACGGGACGCGGCGGUGGUGCAGCUGGUCAUGACGGCGCUGCCCAUGAUCUGUCUGCUCUUCCCGCUUGACGCCGCCGCCUCCAUCUUUGACGGCUCUCUGCUGGCCGCCAAGCAGUCCAACUACCUCUCUGCCGUACAAAUCGCCGGAUCUGUCGUACAGUACGGAGUGAUGUGGUGGCUGGUGGCGGCGGGUAACGUCACCACCUUCACCGUGUGGGCGGCGCUCAAGAUCGUACCCGUCUUCCGACUCAUCGGCGGCGUCCUCCGCACCUACUUCUCACCCCACAGCGCAUACAGCCUAGCAAC